AAUUAUCCGUAAACAAAAUGAUUAAUUGAAAGCUUCUUCCUCAUUGACAAUUAACUGAAUUAAGCUUCUUCACUCUCCACUCGAUAAUAUCAAUUUUAUUAUACACAAUUAGAAAGAAAAAAUUAAACAUGUCUCCACAAAUAUAAAGAAGAUUAGUUGUUUAGAAUAUUAAAUAUACCGAGAAAAUUAAUUAUAUGAGUGUGAGCGGGUACCCAUGGAACGGAUUUACCUAAACCCAAACCCAACCCAAUUCGGUGAAUAAUAAAUGAGUUUAAACCCGAACCCGACCCAAAAUCCAUCAAUGCGGUUAAAACCCGCAUUAACCGGAUUGGGUCGGGUAGAGUACUCGUGGAUUCGAGUUUUGUUGUCAUCCCUAUCCACAUAUAGGGAUGGCAACAAAACCCGAACCCACGGGUACCCACCCGACCCAACCCGGUCAACGCGGGUAAAAUCCGUGUUGACGGGUUUUGGGCCGGGUUUGGGUUUUAAUUCGUUUACUAUUCAUUGGGUUGGGUUGGGUUUGGGUUUAGGUAAGCCCGACCCAUAGGUACCCGCCCACCCUCAUAUAAUUAAUUUUCUCGGUAUAUUUAAUAUUCUAAAUAACUAAUCUUAUUUAUGUUUGUGGAGACAUGUCUAAUUUUUUCUUUCUAAUUGUGUAGAAUGAAGUUUAUCUUAUCGAGUGAAGAGUGAAGAAACUUAAUUGAAAGGAAGAAACCUUCAAUUAAGUUUCUUCAAUUGAAAGGAAGAAACCCACAGGUACCCAUAAACCUGCGGAUACCCAGUGAGUUGGGUUGGGUUUGAGUUUUUCAAACCCAGUGGGUUUUACCCCGGAUUUUUUUCACAGAUAAACCCAUGAGUUUGGGUUUGGGUUUGGCAAAACCCGACCCAACCCGACCCAUUGCCAUCCCUACCCACAUAUUCGCAAACCACCAACUACAAAAAUGAAAAACCACGCACACUCACUUUUCCGAUUUGUUUGCAGGUGGGUCGACCAAAACCACGAGCGAACCACACAUCCGAUUAUCUAAUUUUUCUUAAUUUUUUUAGAGUAAUUUGUUGUGGACACUGGACCGUAAAAAGUAAAAACGAAAUAAAUUGUUUUGAGUUAUUGGGAGGAAAAAAAAAGGGAAGAAAACAGAACGGAAAAAGGAGUGGUGAUUAUCGAACAAAAGUAAACGAGAGAGAGGAGAGGGCGCUUUGUCUCAUAAAGGCAUUAGUUUCUUCGCCACCGUUCUUUCCCUGUUUUUGAGUUUUCUCUCUCUUUCUUUCUCCACUGUCUUCCUCUCUCCUGAAGGAAAAACAAAUUUUGAAAGAGGAGAGGCUUUGAAAUCCGAAAUUAGGGUUCCAUUAUUCUUAUGCUAUUGUUAUUUUGGUCCCGGAUUGGGAAAGGAUAAAGAACAAAAGAAGAAGAUUGAAACAUUCGAUCUGGAAGGGAUCUGGAUCUGUGGUUAAAGAAGAAGAGGAGGCAGAGAUAAAAUGAGUUUGGAUUCGGUCCCUUCGAGCACUCAUGGAAGUCUCGAUGAACAGAUUAAUCAGCUUAUGCAGUGCAAGCCCUUAUCUGAGCAAGAGGUGCGGGGGCUAUGCGAGAAGGCCAAGGAAAUUCUGAUGGAAGAAAGCAACGUCCAGCCUGUCAAAAGCCCUGUUACAAUCUGUGGUGAUAUUCAUGGACAGUUCCAUGAUCUUGCGGAGCUUUUUCGCAUCGGAGGAAAGUGCCCAGACACAAAUUACUUGUUCAUGGGAGACUAUGUGGAUCGUGGGUACUACUCUGUUGAAACUGUGACACUGCUGGUGGCCUUGAAAGUGCGUUAUUCUCAAAGGAUUACCAUUCUGAGGGGAAAUCAUGAGAGUCGCCAGAUUACUCAAGUUUAUGGAUUCUAUGACGAGUGCCUGAGGAAGUAUGGGAACGCAAAUGUGUGGAAGAUCUUUACAGAUCUGUUUGACUAUUUUCCGCUGACAGCAUUGGUGGAGUCCGAGAUUUUUUGUCUUCAUGGUGGAUUGUCUCCUUCCAUUGAAACCCUCGACAAUAUCCGUAACUUUGAUCGUGUCCAAGAAGUCCCACACGAGGGUCCCAUGUGUGACCUUUUGUGGUCUGAUCCCGAUGACCGUUGUGGGUGGGGUAUUUCACCGAGAGGCGCUGGAUACACCUUUGGUCAGGACAUCUCCGAGCAGUUCAACCAUACAAACAGCUUAAAGCUGAUUGCAAGAGCUCAUCAGCUCGUCAUGGAAGGCUAUAACUGGGGUCAUGACCAAAAGGUGGUCACCAUAUUUAGUGCACCUAAUUAUUGCUACCGUUGUGGGAACAUGGCAUCUAUAUUGGAAGUUGAUGAUUGCAAGGGUCACACGUUCAUCCAGUUUGAGCCAGCUCCAAGGAGGGGAGAACCGGAUGUAACCAGGAGAACACCUGAUUACUUCCUAUAAGCUAAAACCUCCUAGCAUUGAGCUGCUGUGGAUCCUGUGGCCGGUGCCUACUACUUCCUGGGUUUUCUUGUUCUGAGAGGCAUUUUUCGUUAAACAUAAGAAGAUAGACAGACGAUCUUUCACUGUGAUUGUGUAGGGUAAAAGAUGGAGAAAAUGCAGCUGUUUAGAGAAGGGGGGAAAGGUGGGUUUUGAGCUUUAGUGAGGUAAGCUUUCCUUGAAUGUGGUUGUCAAUUGUGAAAAGUAGUUAUGGGGUUUUGGUGAGUGUCCUCUCAACAGGAAGAAGGCAAAGCAGUGAGAGUUGGGCAAAUGAUGCAUGCAGUAUAUGUAACAUUUUCAGGGCAAAACAGUGGGGGGGAUCUUUUUCCUUGUUUAUUCCUUGAUUUUUGUUCUCACUUAAUUUUACUUAUCGUUUUAUAAUUUUUGUCCCCUCCUUUAAUUGUCGAUUUUCCUUUCUGUAGAAGGAUUGUUAUUUUGGGGAGGAACUGUGGGUGGUUAUGUAGAGGAACGUUCAAUCAGAUAACUGGUUAGUGGGGUGCUUUCUCACGAGUACUUUUCAGUCAAUUGUUUCUGUUGGUAUAUGUUUGUUGACUUGGUUUCCUCGGAUCAAUAUGUUUUGGUUGGUUCUCAGUUUGAGCCAUCGUACUAUUGUUGUUGUGAGAGCGUCAUACGGUUUGUUCUUAGAAGAGUUACGUAGAAUGAAUUUAUGUAGUAUAUGUAUGGGUUAGCACGACACGAGGGAUUCUCCAACACUUCCUUCUGGUAAAAGGUGAGCUUGAGGCAACCAAGCAGCGUGGAGUGGACUUCUAAAAUUCAGGACAUGGAAGGUAUUUUCGAACAAUAUAGAUAAACUUAGGGUUAAUUGCAUGAUUCGUCACUGAGAAUACAAAAAUCGUCCAAGUUUGGUCACUCGAAAUAUUUAAAUCUAUUGGUGGUACUUCAGUUUAUUGAAACUGUUCACGUUUGGUCACUCUCUGUCCAACUCCGUUAAUUUUAACUGAUGUGGCAGUCAAUUCUCAAAGUUGACUAUUAACAUAGUGACGUGACAACUAAAAAAUUAUUAAAAAUAAAAAUAUUUUUUUUAUUUUCCACCUCAUUAUUACAUUCAUUAAAAAUAAAAAUAAUAAAAAAUCUAAUUUCUUUUCUACAAACCCCUAUACUCUACCCGAUCCAACCUCCACCACUGCCGCGGAAUUCGACCACGGUAACAACACUCCCCAUCCCCAUCCCCAUCCCCGGCGCCUGCUUCAAUCCCUCCUCCCACUCCUCCGCCUUCGCCGUCCAACUCUCGCACAUUUCCAACAAAUUCAACAAGCGAGAAGGGAGGCGUAAAUGGAAGGAAAAGGGGUUAGGGGAAUAAUAAGCCAAUAAGAACAACAUCAUUAUUUCGCGGAACUUCAAACUAAAGAUGGGGAACUGUCGUUCGAAUCUAAAGGAGAAGACUGAUUGAUAUUGGCUAUUCUGGCUUUCCCCUGUUUUCUAGCUAGAUUUACUUGUGGGUAAUUUCAUUUUUUUGGUAACUUGCCCAUUUCAAUUGAGAAGCUGGUGAGGUUGUGUUCUGGUGUUGGAUUGGUUACGACCAUCGGUUUCUGCAGAUGGUUGGAGCAAAGGAAGCAUAACCCAUGUGCACAAGCUAACACAGAGAGGGAAUGGGAAGGUCUCCUUGCUGCGAUGAGGAUGGGCUGAAGAAGGGUCAGUGGACUCCAGAAGAAGACAAGAAGCCAUUGGCGGAUCCAGGGGUGACCAACCCAGGCCCCGGCCCAGCCCUCCUCUGGAUUCAAAGUUAGUAUAGUCCUUAUGAAUAUUUCGAUUUUAGACAUUCGGUUCAAUGUUAUUUUAUAAUAAAAUUGUGUAUAAUUA
Molecule: messenger RNA, 4275 nt
Organism: Linum trigynum
Lineage: Eukaryota; Viridiplantae; Streptophyta; Magnoliopsida; Malpighiales; Linaceae
Source: the annotation of a GenBank genome assembly